Etheostoma cragini (Arkansas darter) is the source of this 3325-nucleotide messenger RNA. RefSeq lists its product as uncharacterized. The record is from RefSeq and is a predicted model, not a curated record. Lineage: Eukaryota; Metazoa; Chordata; Actinopteri; Perciformes; Percidae. The coding region runs from base 159 to 665 and encodes 168 amino acids. The transcript is spliced from 5 exons. Gene Ontology annotation, cellular component: NURF complex; MLL1 complex.
ACAUCAGGAGGAGCACCAAAUGCCCGACGCCGGUGUCAAAUGCUAACCUAGCUAUAUUGUUAGCAUCUUAGCAACUGUUCCGUCCACUUGAAGGCAUCUUUGAGUCCUACGAUAGCCUAACGUUAAAUACAGUCUAUGAUACCACAGAUAUCAGCAAAAUGACAUCAGCUUCAACUAAAGUUGGGGAGAUCUUCUCUGCAGCUGGAGCUGCCUUCACCAAACUAGGAGAGCUCACCAUGCAGCUUCAUCCAGUGGCCGACUCCAGUCCUGCAGGCGGUCAGACCAAGAGCACAGUGAAGAGGAAGCUGUAUGAAGACGGAGCGCCGCCCGCCGCCUCUGACGGCCCAAAAAAGGUCAUCAAGAAAACCCCUGCUAACGUUGCCAUGGCCACGCAGGGCACUCCAGCUGCCAUCGCCGUGCCCACAGCUCGGGUCGCCGUGGCAUCAGGACUUCAGGGGACCGCCUCCACCCUGAAGAAACAGAAGACUGCAGACGUGACCCUCAGUGCUCUUAACGACUCAGAUGUCAACAGUGAUCUGGUGGACAUGGAGGGACUGGGGCAAGGAUCCAACUCCAAAAAACUCACCAACUUUGAUCAAGAUAACCUUAACCUGGACUCGAGCCUCAUCAUGAAUCCCAGUGAUCUGCCUCUGCUCUCCCGUUGACACUUAACACUUCCUCUGGACUUGAAAUGAUGGAAAAAAACUAUAAAAGUCACACCCACGUUGUAACAGACUGGACUUAUCCUUUGAGCCAGCAGAUGGUGACCACCCACAUCGGAGUAAAUCUAGUAGUACUGAAUAUUUUUUUGUCACGCAGGACAGAAGUCCCACGCAGUCCCAUUGCUGGGAGAGUUGUUGGCACUAUCAGCAUCUUUGUUUUUGUUUUUUACAGCAAUCAGUUUUAUUUUAGACCAUUUUCACUCCUCCUCAUCAACUUGUGCUUUGAAGGAACUGACUUUAUGCAGUAAGGAAGCUGUUUGAACAUUCAUACUUCCUGUGUUGUGGUUUUUUAAAAAGAAAAGCCACAAAAACAAGGACAAUGCAGCAGAGAGACCUCGGCUGCGUCAACAACACGAACGCUCCAUCCAUCCACAUACUGCCAAAGGACAGCCAUUUGAAAGCAGAUAUGUCUGAAAAAUGUAAACAGUAAUAUUUGAUUGUAUUUCAUAUUCAAUUGGUUCUUGCUACAUUUUGCUAAUGGUUGUGUUAACAAGUGCUAACACAAGUCUCUUGGUUAGUUUUUUUUUUUUUUUGGGUGUCGUCAGCAUAUUGUAGUUCAAGUGAUCUGAGGCUACAUUGAUAUUGCUACGAAACAAAUAUCUUUUGCUACGUUUACACCUCGCAUCCACACGCUCUGGCGUUCCAGAGCCCCUAAACCGGAGACAUUUGAAAUCCCUUCUGACCCGUUUGAGUUUGGAAUCUUCGGGUCGUGUUCCUGUCUCAACGACCACAAACGGAGGCAAAACCGACACUGACGCUAACGUUUCACCGCCUGAUUGGGUCUUAUUGGUCAUGACGUCUCAUUCUCUGAGACUAAGAUUCUAACGUUACCAUGUCAGCUACCAGCAAUCAGCAACGCAUACAUGCUGCCUGCUGUUUACAUUCAGUGUACUGGAAUAUUGAGGAGAUUGGCGGUUUAGGCAUGUUAGUUUAAACAGAGACUAGUUCUUCUACUGGAGCUAAAACACUUGGGGGCACGGAGAAUGUGAUUUGCUCAAAACACCGCUUAAAAACUAAAACGUACCAAUGUAAAUGUAGCCUGAGAGAAACUAGACGUCAGCACCUCCUCUCGGCUCAGUUUUUUAGCCCGUGAUGGCAGACUUUGGCCAAUCAUGGGUCAUUUCAGAGAGAGAGAGAGAGAGAGAGAGAGAGAGCGAGCGAGAGCAAGCAUUCCUAUUGGCCAUUCUACAAAUGCCAAUGCAUAUGCACAGGCCUUUAGCCUGAUUCAGGGGUGAAAAAUGCUGUAAAUUUCGCUAUUCCAACAUUGGCAACAACUGCCUACGCUGUAAAGCAAUCCAAAAAAAGAUAGCAACAUUCUUAAAGAGAAUCUGACAAUAAAUGCAAUAAAACAAGUGUAAAUAUCGCCAAAGGUUUUUGGAUAUGGAGAGAAAAGGUUGCCUUCUGCCAACAGUAGCUAAAGGCCGUAGCUGUGCGCAAUUAACAUUUUUGCUCCAUAUCUGAAACGCUUCGCCGAUAUUGACACGUGUUUUAUUCGUAAACAUGAAUUGCUCUAAAGGCUUUAUAGGCUCACAAGUUUGUAAAGGAAACAGCAUGGUAAUCCUGGUAGAAUCGCCAGUAUGUAAAGCCAUCAGGACCACAGUGAACACGAGGAUGAUGUUUUGUUAGGGAUCCAACGCAACUUCUAGGCAAAUCUCGCCCUACAAAGCAGCCUGAUUGGUUGGGGUUAGGCAUUGACCUUGAGUGGUUAUGGUUACGAUAGCCUGGCCAAUAUGAGCGUGUGAAUGCUAUUGAAGGGCGGGGCUUGCCUAGAAGUUACGUGGGUUCCAUAAUAACGUGGGAAUGAUAGAAAUGAAUGAACGGUUCUCGUUUUGUCGUUUGUUUAGCCUUUUCCAGAAAACUGCCUGCCCCAGCUUUAGGGAAAACAUUAUGGAGAAGUUAAAAGUAUUUCGAACAACAAGACACUUUGAACUAAUGGCUGUGGGGUUGGGUCCAGUAUAUUUUCAAUGUAUUGUAAUACUUGUCCACAUUUUUUCUUUCCUUUGAACUAAAGGACUUAAACUACAGUGUACAGUACAUCCUCAAGACUGAGAUAUCAGAAGCUAUUUGAGUAGACAGACCAUUUUGAGGUAUAUGAGAAAGAUUAAAAGAAAAACCCAAAACACCCUUACUAGAUGUCUUUUCAGCUUUCAAUCGCAUCCUAAAGUCUUUAUCAGCAGAGGAAGUUUUCCCAGUUGUCAUUAAGACAAGAUGCUGGUGGACGCUUUAGGGAAAAAAGUUAGUAAGUGGACCUUGAGAUUUUUUUUUAUGUCUGUGCUCAUAUUAAAGAAAUGCCAAAUAUAACUUUGAAAAAUAGUUUCGGAAAAGGCUUUUCCUUCUUUCUCACAGUCUAAUAAAAAGAUCAACGCCAAUCUCAUGUCUGGGCUUGAUUGUGCAAAGGCAGUUAGCCUAGCUUAGCAUAAAGACUAGGGAAUCCGACGUCCAACGUCCAUAAAUACACCUACCAACACCUGGAAAGUUCACUGUCGUUUGUUCCUCUUCUCUGCUGACAUGUCUUAACAUGUUAACAACUGUUUACUAUACUUGAAGAAUAACCAUGUAUCCACCCAAUAACUAUAAUGAUCAUAAAUGCUUUUUGGAAAUAC